Molecule: messenger RNA, 1335 nt
Organism: Effrenium voratum
Lineage: Eukaryota; Dinophyceae; Suessiales; Symbiodiniaceae
Source: the annotation of a GenBank genome assembly
AUGGACCAGCUUUGCCAAGACGGCGAGGGCUGUGCGAAGCUGCAAACCGCCGCGGAGUAUCGAUGCCUCUGGUUGGAUCCCUACGUCUCCCGCAGGACAAUCGAGUGCUUGCUGGCGGUGGAGGUGGUUGUGACUCUGCUGCUGUGUUGGCCCUUCUACAACUUUGAGGCUCUGGGGGACCUCGGGCUGCCGGGUGGGCGGGAGCUGAUUCUCUUCCUGCUGGUCCUGCGGAUUGUCUCGGACCUGGCGGGCGGCCUUGGGGUCUUGCGCCGGGAGGUGACAACAGUGAAGCGCCUCUACUGCAUGCAGGCGACGAACCUUCUGUUCAGCUUUGUGGUGCUGCAGCCGCUGCUCCUCUGCCAGUGCGCUUGUUUCGAGCCAGCCAUGGGGCGCGUGGCGUCGCAGCAGUCCGUGGACCGGCUGCGGCAGCAGUGCGAGGUGUGGCAUAACUUCCUGGAGGGCCGGGACGCUGUGAUGGGCCGGCGGCUCGGGGAUGGCGAAAGCAAGGCCCCCGGCAACGCGUGGCCGGCAUGGCCCGUGUGCCACUCGGCCAGUGACUGGGGCAUGCCAGUGCCUGACCUCUUCAAAGUCUUGGACCAGGGCGUGAAGUUGGUGUCGGAGCACUCCUCGUGCUUCGAGCUGCCGGUGCAGAUGGAGCUGGCCCAGUCGCUGCAGUCUGUGGACUGCCGCAUCCUGGACCACUGGGAUUGGGCCUCACUGCCCUUCCAGGAGCUGGAGCUGCAUCUCCAAGAGUGCUUCUCCGCGCGCGGCUGCGGGGGUCUCCGGCUGGAGCUUCUGGCGCCCAUCCCUGGCCCGCCCCAGGAGGGCUCCUGCGGAAACAUGACGGUCUGCAAGCUGCAGCACCCAGUGAUGCCUCACCCCCACAGCUUCUCUGGCGAAUGUCAUCCGGCCAACCGCUGCCCCAUUCACCUCCUGGUGAAUCUCCACAAAGACAUGGAGAAGUACGAGUGUUUCCGCUUCGGCGAGGAGAACGGUCCCGUGGAGGAGCGGUGCCUCUUGGUGGUCCGCCGGUCUCUGGCAGCGCUGCUGCUGCUGAACUGCACAGCCCUCUUGUCGGCUGCUGUGAUCCGAAAGUUUCUCCAGCUGAACUGCGGGGACUUCGUCGCAGAGGACGUCCAGUUCGAGGUGGAUACCGUCAGCGAGGCGAGCCGCUCCUUUGCCGGAGACUCCUUCGUGGCGGGCGCCUACAGCACCGGGAGCCCCUCCAGCCGCCGGGGCCGGUCCUUCCGAGGUCGGACCUCCGUCACCUCAGUGGAGCUGGGCCAAAGGGAGGUGCCGCCGCAAUGGAACGGUGAUGGCGCUGGCGGCAUCUGA